This is a messenger RNA of Lactuca virosa, 630 nucleotides long. Lineage: Eukaryota; Viridiplantae; Streptophyta; Magnoliopsida; Asterales; Asteraceae. The record is from the annotation of a GenBank genome assembly.
AUGGAUUGGAUGAAAAACAAUGUUGAACCCGUCGUCCCCGAGACCCGUAUUCGUGGAAUUGUAGUCGGAAACGAGGUUCUAGGCAGUGAUCAGGAACUCUGGGAGGUCCUACUACCGUCGGUGGAAAACAUCCACACUGAUCUCGACCUCCUCCACCUAGCCGACGAUGAGGUUUCAAGCCCACAUUCCGCUGGAAUAGAAGACGCGAAAACGAAAUUACAUUAUGAUAACAUGUUCGAAGCACAAAUCGAUGUCACUUACACUGCUUUGGAAAAAGCUGGAUUUGAGAAGAUGGAUGUUAUAGUAUUGGAAACCGGAUGGGCUUCAAAUGGUGAAGCGAAUGAAGCCGGAGCUAUGUUGAGUAAUGCGAGAACAUAUAAUCUCAACUUACGUAAAAGACUACUGAAGAAGAAAGUUGUGAACUUUACCCUCAUUGAUCUUCCUGGCUUGACAAAAAUAGUUGUUGAGGGGCAAUCUAAUAGCAUUGUGCAAGAUAUUGAAAACACGGUGAGGUCAUACAUUGAAAAGAUGAUGUCGAAUCCGGAAUCGAUAAGAAUGGCGACAGAUAGCAUGAAAUACAUGAAAGUUCAGGACUUGAGGCAUGCUGGAGAACAGUUGAAGUCAACUUGA